Molecule: messenger RNA, 2572 nt
Organism: Sardina pilchardus (European sardine)
Lineage: Eukaryota; Metazoa; Chordata; Actinopteri; Clupeiformes; Clupeidae
Exons: 13
Coding region: 1-2550 (849 amino acids)
Source: RefSeq, a predicted model, not a curated record
AUGCCCAUGUUUUCAGUGAACGUAGCUUCGAGAGGCAGGACCACUCAGUCAUCGACGUUCAACAGUUCCACAGCUGCCAAGAAGGCCAUCGAUGGGAACCUAAGCGGUGUGCUCGUGGAGGGCUCGUGCGCGCACACAGAGGCUGAGACCAACCCCUGGUGGAGGAUCGACCUGCUGGACACAUACAGAGUCACCUCCGUGAAGAUCACCAACAGGGAGGACUGCUGUGCAGAGAGAAUCAAUGGAGCAGAGAUCCGCAUCGGCAACUCACUGGAAAACCAUGGCAACACUAACCCAAGGUGCACAGUGAUCUCCUCCAUACCAGCAGGAGGAGCCAGCACCUUCCAGUGCAGUGGGAUGGAGGGUCGCUAUGUGAACAUCUUCAGCAGGGGCUACAGGCAGCACCUGACGCUGUGUGAGGUGGAGGUCAACGCUGCACCUGUACCUGUUCCUGUGGGUAGGGAAUCAGAGUUGCCAGAUAUUACUGAAAAAAAGCAUUUAAUCUUAAAAAUGUCAAAUAUGACCUCUUCAUUUAAAAAUGUGGCUUUGAAUAAACAGGCCACGCAGUCUUCGCAGUACAACUACUUGGGCAGUCCCAACAACGCUGUGGAUGGAAGGCGCAAUGGCCGGUACAGCGAGAGGUCCUGCAGUCGCACCAAAACUCAGAUCAACCCCUGGUGGAGGGUGGAUCUGCUGAGGCCUCACAGCGUCACAAUGGUGACCAUCACCAACCGUGAGGACAACGACCCCGAGAUGAUUGAUGGGGCAGAGAUCCGAAUUGGAAAUUCCCUGGAAAACAAUGGGAACAACAAUCCACUAUGUGUUGUCAUUUCCUCCUUCCCUGCGUGGGAAUCUAAGACGUUCUACUGCGGGGGCCAGCUGGGUCGCUUCGUUAACAUCAUUCUGCCAGGCUGUGACAAACACCUGGCACUGUGUGAGGUGGAGGUCAACGCAUCCCCUGAUCAAGGGGAGGAAAUUGAGGAUGAACAAUCAGAACCUGCACAAGGACGACGAAACACUAAUUGCCCUAACACUAAAACUGUGCUUGAGAAUGCGGCCACUGGAGGGAUCGCCACCCAGUCGUCUCAGCUGGACGUGCUCGGGGGUGCCAAUAACGCCAUCGACAGGAACAGGAGUUCCACCUACUCGGACGGCUCCUGCAGUCAAACCAAAGCCGAGAUUGACCCCUGGUGGCGGGUCGACCUGGGACAGGUCCACAGUGUCAUCUUUGUGACCGUCACCAACCGUGGGGACUGCUGUUCUGACAGGAUCAGUGGAGCAGAGAUCCGCGUUGGCAACUACCUAGACAACGAGGGCAACAACAACCCACUGUGUGCAGUGAUUCCUUACAUCCCAGCUGGCCAGAUUAGGACCUUUGAGUGUGGUGAGAUGGAAGGACGGUAUGUCAACAUACUGCUCCCUGGCCGAGAGAAAUACCUGACUCUCUGUGAAGUGGAGGUGCAUGCCAGCACCUUUCAACCAGGCCUACCUUCAUCAGCGCCUCCCUCUGCUGUACCUAACAAGGCGGCCCCCAACCCUUACCUGACCUGGCUGUGGGGCCCAUGGCAAAAACUGCGCCAACCUGUGGCUCGGAGUGAUAACGUUGCAGUGAAGGGGAGAGCCACUCAGUCCUCUCAGUUCAGUCGCCUGACCCAUGCUGAGAAUGCCAUCGACGGGAGGCUGGACGCAGAGUACCUCUCUGGCUCGUGUGCCCACACACGACUCCAGUCUGACCCCUGGUGGCGGGUGGAUCUCCUGGCGGUGCACAGGGUGGACUCCCUGACCAUCACCAACAGAGAGGACUGCUGUGAGUGGAGACUGGACGGGGCCGAGAUCCUCGUUGGGAAUUCACUGGACAACAAUGGGAACAGCAACCCAGUGUGUGCUGUUGUUUCGUCCAUCCCUGCUGGAGAGUCCAUAACCUUCCAGUGCCAAGGCAUGGAGGGAAGAUAUGUCAACAUCAUCCGACCGGGAUGCUUCAAGUUCCUCAGUCUCUGUGAGGUGGAGGUCCACGCCAGGCCUGUGUCUGGAGUAUCUACACUGAAUACUGUACAGGAUUAUGAAGACAAGCCCUUAGAAACACAAUGCCCUGAUGUCCAAGUACCUGAGAACAUUGCCUCCCAGGGAAAUGCUACCCAGUCCUCUCAAUAUGACCACCUUGGAAAUGCCAACAAUGCCAUAGACAGAAAGCGAAACCCACUGUACCACACUGGCUCCUGCUCUCACACCAAGCGGGAGGCGAACCCCUGGUGGCGGGUCGACCUGAUGAGGAGCCACAGAGUGACCUCCGUGUCCGUCACCAACAGAGGGGACUGCUGUGCGGAGAGGAUCAACGGAGCCGAGAUUCGCAUCGGGAACUCCCUGGAAAACAACGGCAACAACAACCCUCUGUGCGGUGUUAUAUCAGACAUGAGAGAGGGAGACUCCAUGACCUUUCAGUGCCGUGGAAUGGAGGGUCGUUAUGUCAGCGUCUUUCUUCCUGGAAGAAGAAGAUACCUAACUCUAUGCGAAGUAGAGGUCAACAGUACCAGAGAGAGCGCUCCCCAUUAAAGAUAUUGUGGAACAGUGGAGU